This is a messenger RNA of Suillus subaureus, 1113 nucleotides long. RefSeq lists its product as uncharacterized. Gene Ontology annotation, cellular component: intracellular anatomical structure. The record is from RefSeq and is a predicted model, not a curated record. The transcript is spliced from 8 exons. The coding region runs from base 35 to 940 and encodes 301 amino acids. Gene Ontology annotation, molecular function: oxidoreductase activity, acting on NAD(P)H, oxygen as acceptor. Lineage: Eukaryota; Fungi; Basidiomycota; Agaricomycetes; Boletales; Suillaceae.
UAGCGCUAUUACUCGCCUAUAAUACGCGCAAGGGAUGGCUCAUCUGAUCCUCCUAGCAAUCUUGCGGCGCUCACAGAUAUCAUCUAUCCACAAGAAUGGAGUCAGCUUAGCCUCCUUGCACUCUACGCCCGCAAUCCAAAGAGACGGCUUGGGAGAUUUUGCGUUAACAGACCGGGUUGCGAUUGUCACCGAAGGCAACCGUGGUCUUGGACUCGAGGCCGCAUUGGCGUUCUCUAUGGCUGGUUCACGUGCAGUAUACUGUUUAGAUCUCCCGGAAAAGCCGGGUGAAGAUUGGAACGCUGCUCGCCAGAGCAUAGCAAAACUUGGGGGUGCAGGAAGACUCGAAUAUGUGACUACUGACGUUCGCGAUCAGAAAAGGCUGCUCAAAACAGUAGAAGAAAUUGCAACAAAGGAGGGGAGGAUGGAUGUUUGCGUUACAGCAGCAGGAAUUUCUGGAGCCGCGCGGCCUUGCUUGGAGUAUACAGAAGAAGACCUCGAAGAGGUUUAUGCUGUAAAUCUCAAAGGAGUGUUCUUCGCUGCUCAAGCUGCUGCAAAGCAAAUGGAUCGGUUCCAGAUACCGGGAAGCAUUAUCCUCCUGGCCUCCAUCGCUGGCAGUGUUGCUCUGAAGCACACGCCAGUACUUCCCUACAAUACUAGCAAGGCCGCAGUGAUACAGAUGGCCCGCGUCAUGGCAUGUGAACUUGCACAAAAGAACAUUAGGGUGAACUCGCUAUCACCAGGUUUUAUUGAGACACCUAUGACGACAGCAAUAAUUUCUGCGCGACCAGAAUUCCAAGCUAUAUGGUCAGAGCAAAGCUUCAUGAAUAGACUUGGCAAGCCUCGCGAACUGCGUGGAAUUAUGACGUGGCUGGCAUCCGAUGCAUCGAGCUUUUGCACGGGAAGCAACAUUGUUGUCGACGGUGGAUAUACGGCAUGGUAGAGCUGAUUUGAGGUAUUUGUACACCAACAGAGUUUGCGCGGAGUCGUCUAAACUAUGUUAUCUUAUCUUAUCUUGUAGGUUUCUCCAUAUUGGUUUAGGUGUGGAGUUGAUCCACGUUCACUUGAACCUUGAGCGCUUGAGCUUGUGCUUGAACGUUUGAACCUGUAGACUCG